This is a messenger RNA of Paramecium octaurelia, 806 nucleotides long. Lineage: Eukaryota; Ciliophora; Oligohymenophorea; Peniculida; Parameciidae. The record is from the annotation of a GenBank genome assembly.
AUGGAAUUCAAAAACUUUUGCUGUUAAUAAGAGGUUAGGGUGGGUAAGAUUAUGUCCAUUAUAUAAAUGUCACCCAGAAAUACCCAUCAAAACUUAAUUCAGGCCAUUCGUUAUAAUGUACACCUUGUUAAAGUUUUCUUGAACUUCACUUUCACAAUCAACUACAGGGUUACCUUAAAGUUAAAAUACUCAAGCCUUAAACUGGUUUCAUAUCAGGAUUAGGCACCAAAUUAAAUAUAUUCUCAAUAUUAAGCUGAAUUAAAUAAACCACUCUCAGCAAUAAUUUAUGCCUGUUAUUAAUUGAAUUCACAAGUGCUUAUAACACUAUCGAUAGGCGUAGAUUAUAUGGUAUACUAUUGGAGUAGAAAAUCCCUUCUGAUUUAGAAGUAGACUAUUUGGCCGCUAUUCACAACAGAAUCAUUUAUGUAAAUGCUUACAACAUAAAUAAUAAAAUUCAAUUCAAAAAUGGUGUUCCAUAAAGCUCUCCAAUUUCAUCAGCCCUGUUCAAUAUAUAUUUGGAUGAGUUUAUUAAAGAACUGCUGAAGGCUUCUGGAAAUUCAUUUAAAUUAUUAGGGUAUGUUGACGAUUUAAUAUUAUUGACAGAGCAUCAUAAUUUUGGCUUUCUAAUAUCUAAAUUGAAGAGGCUUUCCAUAAGUUGGAACCUUUAGAUAAACAACAGGAAGAGUGGAAUUAUGCCAAUUAAAGAAUAGUUAAAAUUGACUCUAUAUGUCAACUACCUAUUGUACAUAAUUAUAAAUACCUUGGGAUAGAGAUUGACAUAAAAGGAUCUAUAUCAAUUCAUUUGA